Molecule: messenger RNA, 3977 nt
Organism: Mustela erminea (ermine)
Lineage: Eukaryota; Metazoa; Chordata; Mammalia; Carnivora; Mustelidae
Gene: ITGAX
Product: integrin subunit alpha X
Exons: 30
Coding region: 95-3592 (1165 amino acids)
Biological process (GO): cell adhesion mediated by integrin; integrin-mediated signaling pathway; cell-cell adhesion
Cellular component (GO): integrin complex; external side of plasma membrane
Molecular function (GO): integrin binding
Source: RefSeq, a predicted model, not a curated record
CCUGCUUCUGGCCCCCUGGUCACCUCUCUGCACACUUGUUCCCUCUGCACCCUGGUUCAGCUGUUCUCUCAGCAGCUGAGGAGCACAGAAGCUCAUGUCUGACCUUCCAGUCAUGACCAGGAUCAGAACAUCCCUCCUCUUGUUGAUGGCCUCGGCUUCUUCUCUCUGCUUCAAUUUGGACACAGACCAGCCAACAAUCUUCCUUAUGGACAGUGCUGGAUUUGGACACAGCGUGGUCCAGUAUGGCAAUACCUGGGUGGUGGUUGGAGCCCCCCAGGAGAUAGAGCGUACCAACCAAACAGGCAGUCUCUACCGGUGUGACUACAGCAUGGGCAAGUGUGAGCCCAUCCACCUGCAGAUCCCCCCAGAAGCUGUGAACAUGUCCCUGGGCCUGUCCCUGGCAGCCUCCACUAGUCCCUCUCAGCUGCUGGCCUGUGGCCCCACAGUGCACCAUGCGUGCAGGGACAACGUGUACCUGACGGGGUUCUGCUUCCUGAUGGGCUCCUCUUCUUGGCAAGCCCAGAGGCUCCCGGCUGCCCUGCAGGAGUGUCCAAGGCAAGAGCAGGAUAUCGUGUUCCUGAUCGAUGGCUCGGGCAGCAUCUCCUUCCCCGAUUUUGCCAAGAUGCUGAAUUUUGUGAAGACUGUGAUGAGCCAGUUCCAGAAACCCAGCACCCAGUUCUCCCUGAUGCAGUUUUCCAACAAGUUCCGGGAGCACUUCACUUUCAAAAAGUUCACAGACAGCUCAAACCCACUAGCGCUUUUGGAUUCUGUGGACCAGCUGGGAGGGUAUACUCACACAGCCACAGCCAUCCGAAUGGUCACAAACGAACUGUUCACUACCUCAAAAGGAGCCCGAAAAGAUGCCUCCAAGAUCCUCAUUGUCAUCACAGAUGGGCAAAAACAAGGCGACCGCCUGGGUUAUGAGGAUGUCAUCCCUAUGGCUGAGGCUGCGGGUAUCAUCCGCUAUGCAGUUGGGGUGGGAUCAGCUUUUCGAAACCAACGUUCCUGGAAAGAGUUAAAUGACAUUGCAUCGAAGCCCUCACAGGAGUACAUUUUUAGAGUGGAGAAUUUUGAUGCUUUGAGAGACAUUCAAAACCAACUAAAAGAGAAGAUCUUUGCCAUUGAGGGUACGCAGACCAUAAGCAGUAGUUCCUUUGAACUGGAGAUGUCCCAGGAGGGCUUCAGUGCUGUGAUCACACCUGAUGGACCAGUUCUGGGGGCAGUGGGGAGCUUCGGCUGGUCUGGAGGUGCCUUCCUGUACCCCCAAAACCAAAGCCCCACUUUCAUCAACAUGUCUCAAGAGAAUGUGGACAUGAGGGACUCUUACCUGGGUUACUCCACUGAGCUGGCCUUUUGGAAGGGGGUCCCCAGCCUGAUCCUGGGGGCCCCCCGCCAUCAGCAUACUGGGAAGGCUGUCAUCUUCACCAAGACGUCUGGGCAAUGGAGGCCGAAGGCUGAAGUCGCAGGGACUCAGAUCGGCUCUUACUUUGGGGCCUCCCUCUGCACUGUGGAUGUGGAUAGAGACGGCAGCUCUGACCUGGUCCUCAUCGGGGCUCCUCAUUACUACAAGCCAACCCGAGGGGGGCAGGUGUCUGUGUGCCCCUUGCCCCAGGGGAGGGCUAAGUGGCAAUGUGAGGCCAUUCUCUUUGGGGAGCAAGGCCACCCCUGGGGCCGCUUUGGGGCAGCGCUGACGGUGCUGGGGGAUGUGAAUGGGGACAAGCUGACGGACGUGGCCAUCGGGGCCCCAGGAGAGCAGGAGAGCCGGGGUGCUGUCUACCUAUUUCAUGGAACCUCAGGGCUGGGCAUCAGCCCCUCCCACAGUCAGAGGAUCUCAGCCUCCCAGCUCUCUCCCAGCCUCCAGUAUUUUGGGCAGUCACUGAGUGGGGGCCAAGACCUUACUCUGGAUGGACUGGUGGACCUGGCCGUGGGGGCCCAGGGACAGGCGCUGCUGCUCAGGACCAGACCUGUACUCAGGGUGUGGAUGCGAAUCCAAUUCAGACCUGCAGAGAUAGCCAGGUCUUUGUUUGAGUGUCGGGAAGAGACCUCUGUCAACGCACUGGGUGAUGCUAAUGUCUGUCUUCGUAUUUAUGAAAGUCCCAAGAAUCGACUGGGUGACAUCCAAAGCUCUGUGACCUUUGACCUAACCCUCGACCCUGGCCGCCAGAGUCCCCGUGCCAUCUUUGAGGAGACAAAAACAUGGAAUCUUACUCGUGUCCGAGUCCUUGGGCUGAGUCAACACUGUGAGACUGUGAAGUUGCGCCUCCUGGCCUGCGUGGAGGACACGGUGACCCCCAUCGCCUUGCGUCUCAACUUCUCCCUGGUGGGCAAGCCUAUACUUUCCUUUGGAAAUCUCCAGCCUAUGUUGGCUAUGGAUGCUCAGAGAUAUUACACAGCCUCUCUCCCCUUUGAGAAGAAUUGUGGAACUGACCAUGUCUGUCAGGAUGACCUUGGCAUCUCCUUUGGCUUCUCAGGCUUGAAGACCCUGUUGGUGGGGAGUACCCUGGAGCUGAAUAUGACAGUGAUGGUGUGGAAUGAUGGUGAGGACUCCUAUGGAACCACAGUCACCUUCUUCUACCCUCCGGGGUUGUCUUAUCGACGUGUGGCAGAGAGCAAGAACCAGCUGCAGCCACACUCCCCACGCCUGACCUGUGAUGGCAACCCAGCCCAGGGCCAGGGUACUCAGAGCACUCGCUGCAGCAUCAACCACCUCAUCCUCCAUGAGGGUGCCCGGAUCACUUUCCUGGUCACCUUUGAUGUCUCCCCCAAGGCCAUGCUCGGGGACCGGCUGCUUCUGACCGCUAAUGUGAGCAGUGAAAAUAACACUCCCAGGACCAGCAAGAGCACCUUUCAGAUGGAGCUCAUGGUGAAGUAUGCCAUCUACACCGUGAUUAGCAGCCUUGAACAGUCCACCAAGUACCUCAACUUCUCAGCCUCAGACCAGGAGGAAAGCAGCCAGGCUCAGCAUAGAUACCAGGUGAACAACUUGGGACAGAGGGACCUGCCUAUCAGCAUCAUCUUCUCUGUGCCUGUGAAGCUGAAUGGAGUACCUGUGUGGACAGAGUUAGAGGUCUUCCACCCCCAGAAUCCCUCCAUUCAGUGCUCUUCAGAGAGAAUAGUUCACACAAAGUCUGACUUCCUGACCAAAAAUCAGAAGAGUUAUGUGCUGGACUGCUCCAUUGCUGACUGUCUGAGGUUCUGUUGUGACCUCCCUUCCUUUGGCAUCCAGGAGGAACUUGACUUCAUCCUGAAGGGCAACAUCAGUUUUGGUUGGGUUAGCCAGACAUUGCAGAAGAAGGUAUCUGUGGUGAGUGUGGCUGAAAUCACGUUCAACAGAUCCGUGUAUUCCCAGCUUCCAGGACAGGAGGCAUUCUUGAGAGCUCAGAUGGAGACGGUGCUGGAGAAGUAUGAGGUCUACAAUCCUAUCCCCAUCAUUGUGGGCAGCUCUGUGGGAGGACUGCUGCUGCUGGCUCUCAUCACAGCCGUCCUGUACAAGGUUGGCUUCUUCAAGCGUCAGUAUAAAGAAAUGAUGGCAGAAGCAAGUGGACAGACUGUCCCAGAAAAUGGGACUUCUGACCCUCAAGUUACCCAAUAAGAAACUACCUCCUAUUGUCCCUUGAACCUGUUAUCUUCUGAGAAGCUUUCUUGUUCUCUUACAACCACCAAAGUUAGGCCUACAGGAGGAGAAAUGCUCCACAUGAGUGAGGCUAAGGUCAAGCUGAUUUCUCCCUUUGGGAGGAUGCAGUGUGUCCACACUACAUGCCUUGCCUGGGGAGGGCCAUUUGUCCUGUCAAGGUUGUAAUUGGAAACCCCAAAACGGGAUUCUAACCAUGCCCACAUGCCAUGACUUGCUCUGUGCCUCCCCAUCAUCCUUAUUCCUAGUAAAAUCCUAUCAAUAUUAGCCCUUUGUCUCAGGGAUCUAGGUCCAGAUUUCCCAACCUGAACUGGAAAUAAAAUGUCUGCACACUGGAAUUUGUAAA